This is a messenger RNA of Camelus dromedarius (Arabian camel), 1538 nucleotides long. It is a transcript of the gene MMAA, whose product is annotated as metabolism of cobalamin associated A. Gene Ontology annotation, cellular component: cytoplasm. The record is from RefSeq and is a predicted model, not a curated record. Gene Ontology annotation, molecular function: GTP binding; GTPase activity. The transcript is spliced from 7 exons. Lineage: Eukaryota; Metazoa; Chordata; Mammalia; Artiodactyla; Camelidae. Bases 217 to 1479 code for a protein of 420 amino acids.
CUACCGGCUCAGGCCGCUUGGGGUCCGGCCUCAGCGUCGGGGGCGCCCCCUGGAGGACCUGGGGUAGGGGAAGGAAGAGGAGAAUAUUGAGUUAGAUGAUGAGAGUGCGGGAAAUGUGUGGACAAGCAGGCGUCGGCAAAGUGGGUUCAAAGAGAAGGGAGUCACAAAUCACAUUGAACCCAAAAAAAUCCAGUGUUUUCUCCAGUUACAGACAAAAUGAACAUUCCCAUGCUGCUCCAGCAUCCUCCCCAGCACUUCCUAAAAGGCCUCUUAAGAGCACCUUUCCGACGUCACCACUGCAUCUUUCACUCGAGUACUCAUCUCGGAUCAGGAAUCCCGUGUGCCGGGCCACUCAGUUCUCUUGGACGCCAUUGUACAACGUGGAUGCUGCUGUCGGAUGGCUUAAAGAGAAAACUGUGUCUACAGACAACCGUAAAGGAACAUCCAGAUGGAUUUUCUGAUAAAGAACAAAGAUUUGUGGAUAAACUCUAUACUGGUUUAAUCCAAGGGCAAAGGGCCUGCUUAGCCGAGGCCAUAACUCUUAUAGAAUCAACUCACACCAGGAAAAAAGAGUUAGCCCAGGUGCUUCUUCAGAAAGUACUAGUCCACCUCAGAGAGCAAGAAAGGUUAAAUAAAGGGAAGCCACUGGCAUUUCGAGUGGGAUUAUCUGGGCCUCCUGGUGCUGGAAAAUCAACCUUUAUAGAAUAUUUUGGAAAAAUGCUCACUGAGAGAGGGCACAAAUUAUCUGUGCUAGCUGUGGACCCUUCCUCUUGUACUAGCGGUGGAUCACUCUUGGGUGAUAAAACCCGAAUGACCGAGUUAUCGAGAGAUAUGAAUGCGUACAUCAGGCCAUCUCCUACGAGAGGGACUUUAGGAGGUGUGACAAGGACCACAAACGAAGCUAUUCUGUUGUGCGAAGGAGGGGGCUAUGACAUCAUUCUUAUUGAAACUGUAGGUGUGGGUCAGUCAGAGUUUGCCGUUGCUGAUAUGGUGGACAUGUUUGUUUUACUGCUGCCACCAGCAGGAGGCGAUGAAUUGCAGGGUAUCAAAAGAGGUAUAAUUGAGAUGGCAGACCUGGUAGCUGUAACCAAAUCUGAUGGAGACUUGAUUGUGCCAGCCCGAAGGAUACAGGCAGAGUACGUGAGCGCCCUGAAACUACUCCGCAGGCGUUCGGGAGUCUGGAGGCCAAAGGUAAUUCGCAUUUCUGCCAGAAGCGGAGAGGGGAUCACUGACGUGUGGGAUAAGAUGAAAGAGUUCCAGGACGUCAUGCUUGCCAGUGGGGAGCUGAUUGCCAAACGGCAGAGGCAGCAGAAAGUUUGGAUGUGGAACCUCAUUCAGGAAAAUGUGUUAGAACAUUUCAGGACCCAUCCCACAGUCCGGGAGCAGAUUCCUCUUCUGGAAGAAAGGGUUCUCAGUGGAUCCCUGUCCCCAGGACUAGCAGCAGACUUGUUGUUGAAAGCCUUUAAAAGCAGAGACUAGGAAAUGCACCCUACACAAUGGUUUUAUGUAUCAUUUCAUAAAGUACCUUAAUAUUGAAA